GGAACAUUGAAACAUUUCAGCCAUUCCGUCCCUCAUCUUCUCUAAUCUUGCCAUUCUUAUAUCUUUUCUCGAUUAAUGCUUUUUCGUAUCGCCUCUUUCUUGUCCGUAAUUAUAUAGCCUUUUUGUGGCAAGUCGAUAUGCAGGUUUCUCACCUCGCAAAUGUAAUAGGACUACCUCAAUCGGCCGCUUGCUAUUCGUAGAAGCGCGUCUCUUUUCGUUAAUUCCAACCCGACAAAGUCCCGCCCACCAUGAAUUGCGAUAUCUGCCAUCGGUUGCACCACCCAUCGAGGCUACCCUUCUUCUGCGCGGUCGAUGCGAGAAAUGAAUUAUACGAGAGACGAAUAGCUAACGCUCGGAUCCUCAUGGAGGCCGAAGAACUCGAGUCUCGAGUCACCAAGCUACUGUUAGACAGCGACGCGAGUGCCAGAAACCCCGUAAACGAUCGGUCUACUCGAGCCUACGUAGAGAACUGUAUAUCCGAGGAACGUAAGGCUAAGGAGAGGACCGAGCAGAUCAUAGCGAUGGCAGAUAAGCUCCGUAAAGAGGUUGAAGCUGCAAAGAAAGAGAUACAGGAGCGCAAAGCCAGUAUCGCCCGUAAGAAGGCGGAUCUUGCCACCGCGGCUCAGGGUAUCUCCGCGCGGCGAAACCGAGAGCUUGAGGAGACUAAGAAGGUCGCGAAGAUGUCCAAAUAUAUGUGGGAUCGAGAGUACGAUGCUAUGACUCAAUACCGUACUGCGUUGUGUAUGGAGGUGGCCAAGUUAUAUAGACUGCAGCGCGUACGUCGCGGGAAUCCCGUCCGGUUCGAGUACAAGAUCGGCGGCAUCGACAUCGUCGAUUUACACAAUCUGAACAGCGCGCAACCUGAGCUUAUCUCAGCUUCUCUCGCGCACAUCGCCCACCUAUUAUGGCUUACCUCUCACUACUUAUCUAUUCGUCUUCCCGCCGAAUUUACACUACCACACAACGACUAUCCCAAGCCAACUAUCUUUUCCUUGACAUCUUCAUACCAUCAUGGCGACGUCCCAUUUCCUGGUACAUCCCUCAUACCCCCUGAUCCACGUGAUCGCCAGUUCACCCAUGUCCCACAUCCUCGACCUCUUUUUCUCGAGAAGCCCCUGUCACUCCUUAGCAAAGAGGACCCAUUGGCAUACAAUGCCUUCCUCGAGGCAGUCUGUCUGCUAGCGUACGACAUCGUCUGGCUUUGCCGGACGCAAGGCGUACCUAUGGGCGAUAACAGCAACAGCCUCGAGGAAUUCUCCUGCGUGGGACGGAAUUUAUAUAACCUCCUCAUCAACUCCUCCCUGCAGCGUAACCCCCAACAUAUCGCAGAGGCCGCUUCCCACACCACCGGUAACAACCCGGCCGAGCUCGGCAGAACAGCUCCCCGCAUGGGGCUGUACUCGCACGGCACAGCUCACACCUAUCUCGGCAGCGCGGCAGGUACAGAGCUCGCCCGGAGCUUCAAGAUGCCUACCGUGAUCAAGAUGGUCGACAGGCUGAAGGCUAAGCUAGUGCGUGAGAACCCAGUUCCAGAGUGGGAGCUACUAGAAGAUGACGCAUGGACACCAGACGACGCGCUUGAUGAUGGCGUUCUAGUCGGCGGAGCAUCGCAUACAGGCCAGCUGGGUGUUCCGGGCCACCGCUUCGGCAUCGAGAGUUAUAUGAGCGUCAACACCGUUAGGAGCGGUAGCAGUGGCGAUCAUAAUAAUACUACUAGGAUACCUGAUGGAGCUGUCGCGGGUAGAGAGCGCGAGAGGGAGAAGGGCACCAGUGGCUGGACGAAGAUAAAGCCUCGAUAGAUAGACCUCUGAGCCUCGGUUACCUUUCUCUAGAAUAGACGCUAGAUAGAGAGGGUAGGUGUGUUGAAUAGAAUAUACACCCCGUGUACAUUACAAGUGGUACACGGUUCGUUCUUGAA
Daldinia caldariorum is the source of this 1918-nucleotide messenger RNA. RefSeq names its product UV radiation resistance protein and autophagy-related subunit 14-domain-containing protein. Gene Ontology annotation, molecular function: SNARE binding. The transcript has 2 exons. Gene Ontology annotation, biological process: SNARE complex assembly. Gene Ontology annotation, cellular component: endosome; lytic vacuole. The record is from RefSeq and is a predicted model, not a curated record. Bases 249 to 1799 code for a protein of 516 amino acids. NCBI's taxonomy places the organism in Eukaryota, Fungi, Ascomycota, Sordariomycetes, Xylariales, Hypoxylaceae.